This is a messenger RNA of Nyctereutes procyonoides (raccoon dog), 2385 nucleotides long. RefSeq names its product DEP domain containing 1B (gene DEPDC1B). Gene Ontology annotation, biological process: intracellular signal transduction; positive regulation of Wnt signaling pathway. The transcript is spliced from 11 exons. The record is from RefSeq and is a predicted model, not a curated record. The coding region runs from base 108 to 1697 and encodes 529 amino acids. NCBI's taxonomy places the organism in Eukaryota, Metazoa, Chordata, Mammalia, Carnivora, Canidae.
GCGCCGCCCAAUCAGCGCCCGCAGCGCUCGGGCUCGCGAUUCAAACUGCGGCGCGGGGCUCGGCGCUGGGGCGGCCGCCGCCGCCGCCGCCGCCGCGGGUACCGGCCAUGGAGCACCGCCUCGUGGGCCCCGGGCCGUACCGGGCCACCAAGCUGUGGAAUGAAACGGUGGAGCUUUUCCGCACCAGGAUGCCCUUACGGAAACAUCGCUGUCGUUUCAAGAGUUAUGAUCGUUGCUUCACAGCGGCGGAGGCCGUGGAUUGGCUGCAUGAGUUGCUGAGGUGCAGUCAGAACUUUGGCCCCGAGGUGACCCGCAAACAGACGGUCCAGCUGCUGAAAAAAUUCCUCAAGAAUCACGUUAUUGAAGACAUCAAGGGAAAAUGGGGUCAGGAAGAUUUUGAAGACAAUCGUCACUUGUAUAGAUUUCCUCCUUCUUCACCCCUGAAACCAUAUCCAAAGAAGCCUGCAUACCAAAAGGAUGUUAUUAAAUUUCCCGAAUGGAAUGACCCCCCACAGAGCACUUCACAGGAGAACAUCCCAGUAAGGCCGGUUGUGAUGAACUCUGAGAUGUGGUAUAAACGUCACAGUAUUGCUAUUGGAGAGGUGCCAGCUUGCCGUCUUGUCUACCGCAGACAGCUGACAGAGGCCAAUGUCGAAGAGAUAUGGAAGUCUAUGACAUUAUCGUACUUACAGAAAGUCCUUGGCCUGGAUUCUUUGGAAGAAGUCUUAGACAUUAAACUGGUCAACUCCAAGUUCAUCAUCCAUAAUGUGUACAGUGUGAGCAAGCAGGGAGUUGUCAUCCUUGAUGACAAGUCAAAAGAACUUCCUCAUUGGGUACUGUCAGCUAUGAAGUGUUUGGCAAAUUGGCCUAAUUGUUCAGAUUUGAAGCAGCCUAUGUAUUUAGGAUUUGAAAAAGAUGUCUUUAAAACCAUAGCAGAUUACUAUGGUCACCUGAAAGAGCCUCUGCUUACAUUUCAUCUUUUUGAUGCCUUUGUCAGUGUAUUAGGUUUGUUACAGAAAGAGAAAAUGGCUAUUGAAGCAUUUCAGAUUUGCUGCCUCCUCCUGCCACCUGAAAACAGGAGAAAGUUACAGCUGUUGAUGAGGAUGAUGGCAAGAAUCUGCCUAAAUAAGGAGAUGCCAUCCCUGUGUGAUGGCUUUGGGACCCGAACACUGAUGGUUCAGACAUUUUCCCGUUGCAUCUUGUGUUCCAAGGAUGAAGUAGACUUGGAUGAGUUAUUAGCUGUUAGGUUGGUGACAUUUCUGAUGGACAAUUACCAAGAGAUUCUGAAGGUCCCUUUGGCCCUGCAGACCUCCAUAGAGGAGCGCGUGGCUCAUCUACGAAGAGUCCAGAUAAAAUACCCAGGUGCUGAUAUGGAUAUCACUUUAUCUGCUCCAUCAUUUUGCCGUCAAAUCAGUCCAGAGGAGUUUGAAUACCAGAGAGCGUAUGGCUCUCAGGAACCUCUGGCCGCUUUGUUGGAGGAAGUCAUAACAGAUGCCAAACUCUCCAGCAAAGAGAAGAAGAAAAAAUUGAAGCAGUUUCAAAAAUCCUAUCCUGAAGUCUACCAAGAACGAUUUCCUACACCAGAAAGUGAAGCACUUCUGUUUCCUGAAAAACCGAAGCCAAAACCACAGCUGUUAAUGUGGGCACUAAAAAACCCUUUCCAACCAUUUCAAAGAACUAGAAGUUUUCGGAUGUAGUACUUCUAUAGCUGUUGGAGUGCUCUGUUAUUGUUGCCUUGAGCAAAUGGGUGAUUAUAAAGAGGACUAUGGCAGUGGAAGAAAGGAGCAGAAAAUAUAGACUACUGAAAUAUAAAGUGAUCGGACUUCCAAAAAUGUUGAGCCAUUAUCAGUAUUUUUGUAAAACUCAGUGCUAUUUUUGAAGGUGUACAAAUCAAUUAAAAAUUUAGACAAGUAUAUAGCGGUAAUGUUAAUGUGUUUGUAAUUGUUACAAAAUUUAAGGGUAUUUUUAUUUUUUUAUUUGUUGUUUCUCAUAGUGUUCAUAAAAUAAUUGUGUGUACAUUUUAGUUACUGAUGUCUUUGUUAUAACGUCUUAAAAAUAGUGUAUAUACUUGAAUAAGAAAGACACCAGGUACUGUUACUGUGAUGUUGUUGACUUCAUACCUUAAUAGUUGUGUUUUCUCUUGUGUAAACUCUGGUUUUCAAUGUUGCACAAAGAUUCUUAAUGUCCUAUAUUAUGAUGGCUGUGUCUUUUAUUGCAGAUUUGUUGGAUGUUAUUACAGAUAUAACUAAAGCCGGUUCUUUAAUAACGUAUAUAUUAGCUGGUGUUUACCUCUAAGUGGAGUAGAUUUUCAUUUUCCUACAGUGGUAUAAUUUCAGUCUUGGCUGAAGGUGGAAAAUUGAUGAAUAAACUUUUUUGUUUCCCUUA